AUGCCUCUCGAUACCUCAACCACGUAUCCUCUGACCCGGCUGCGCCUGGAUGGUCGCCGAUGGAACGAGCUCCGCUUGCUGCAAGCGCAAAUCUCCACCAACCCGGCCAGUUCUGGCUCGUCCUAUCUCUCAAUGGGAAACACGGCGAUUAUGUGCUCUGUCCAUGGCCCUGCCGAGGGCCGUCGGGGUGAGGCUAGUGGUGCGGCUGGCAGCGCAGGUGCCAUCGUCGAGGUGGACGUCAAUGUUGCUGGAUUUGCUAGCGUGGAUCGCAGGAGGAAAGCAGGAGGCAGUGACAAGCAAUCCUCGCGAAUUGCGACAACUUUGCGCGCGGCCUUCCAAUCGCAUCUACACACCUACCUUUACCCGCACAGUACAAUCAGCAUCCACGUUUCAGUCCUCUCUGCCGACGGAUCUUUGCUGGCGGCUGCGAUCAACGCUUGCACGCUGGCUCUGGUCGAUGCAGGUAUCCCCAUGCCGGGAUUACUCACUGGAUGUACAUCGGGAAUGAGUGGCAGCGCAUCUACACCUCGCGAUCCCCGAAACGACGAACUUGACCCGUUACUGGAUCUGUCACUCCCAGAGGAGCAAGAGCUGCCAUUCCUGACCGUCGGUACUACUACAUGCGUACCCGUCGGAGAGAAUCACAUGGAUGAUGAGGAGGAAGAAACUAAAGUAGCCGUGCUCAACAUGGACUCUAAGCUUCACUGUACGUAUAUCGAGACGAUGCUGGCAGUUGGCAUGGACGGAUGUAACCAAAUUCGCGAGCUGUUGGAGGGCGUGAUCAAAGAGUCUCGCGGCUCGUCAAGCAGUACCAGGAAUACCGUCGAUCGUUUCUUCUUCGCCUUUCUCCGCUCGUUCUUGAAAUCAGCAACCGGUGUUCAGCAUGGAGACAACAGGAACCAUGCCGACGGGAAUUCUCCCAAUGGCAUUCCCGGCAACCAUGGGUAUGAAUCCUUCGAAUGCUACAGUGUCAAUUCCCGGGAUGCCUGCGAUGACGGGUAUGCCAUCAAUGCCUGGCAUGAGGGGCUCGUCCUGCAAGAUUGA
Messenger RNA from Penicillium manginii, 1044 nucleotides. RefSeq names its product exosome non-catalytic core subunit SKI6. Gene Ontology annotation, biological process: poly(A)-dependent snoRNA 3'-end processing; U4 snRNA 3'-end processing; rRNA catabolic process. Gene Ontology annotation, cellular component: cytoplasmic exosome (RNase complex); nuclear exosome (RNase complex); nucleolus. The record is from RefSeq and is a predicted model, not a curated record. The transcript has 3 exons. NCBI's taxonomy places the organism in Eukaryota, Fungi, Ascomycota, Eurotiomycetes, Eurotiales, Aspergillaceae. The coding region runs from base 1 to 1044 and encodes 347 amino acids.